AUUGGUAGAGAGAUAGAUAUUAACAGGACCGAGUGCGUGUGUGUGUGAGAGAGAGAAAGAUCGAGAGAGAUCGAGAGAGAUGGCGAUCCUUUAUGCUUUGGUAGCGAGAGGAUCUGUACUUCUGGCUGAAUUCAGCGGAACGGCGACAAACGCUAGUGCAAUCGCCAGACAGAUUCUUGAGAAGAUCCCCGGCGCCAAUGAUAUGAAUGUAUCUUAUUCUCAAGAUCGAUUCAUAUUCCACGUCAAACGCACCGAUGGCCUUACUGUUCUCUGUAUGGCCGAUGAAACCGCCGGAAGAAGGAUACCUUUUGCUUUUCUUGAGGAGAUUCAUCAAAGAUUUGUAAGAACAUAUGGCCGAGCUGUUCUUUCAGCACAUGCUUAUGCGAUGAAUGAUGAAUUCUCGAGAAUUUUGAGUCAGCAAAUGGAAUAUUUCUCUAAUGAUCCAAAUGCUGAUAGAAUAAACCGUCUUAAAGGCGAAAUGAGUCAGGUUCGCAAUGUGAUGAUUGAGAACAUUGAUAAAGUAUUGGAAAGAGGUGACAGGUUAGAGUUAUUGGUUGAUAAAACUGCUAAUAUGCAAGGAAAUACUUUUCGAUUUAGGAAGCAGGCUCGUCGUUUCAGAAGCUCAGUAUGGUGGAGAAAUGUCAAGCUAACGGUUGCUUUGAUAGUGCUACUGUUGGUGAUUGUUUAUGUUGUGUUUGCAUUCGUGUGUCAUGGCCCGUUAUUACCUUCCUGCAUUUGAAGUAAACGACAAGAGGUCGGCUUGAUUUCUAUCUCAUUCCUUUAAAUAUCAUGUGUGCUUUGAUUGUUUUGUGAAGACAUUUGUGUGAUAUUUAUAUCUUCUUGUAUAAUCUUAUUAUCUACAUGUUUCGUAAAUGUGGUCUUGUUCAAAUUGUGUGAGCAUCAAUCUCUUUGAAUUUUACUUUUGACAAGAUUGUUUUGGUGCGUGUAACAAGAACAAGAGAGGAAUGAAUGUAUCUUUUUCGUAUAAGCAAUUAUUAAUCUUUUGAUGUACAAAACCCUGUUCUAAAUCAUUAAUUGAUUGUGUUGAGCA
Messenger RNA from Impatiens glandulifera, 1051 nucleotides. Its product is annotated as vesicle-associated membrane protein 711. Lineage: Eukaryota; Viridiplantae; Streptophyta; Magnoliopsida; Ericales; Balsaminaceae. Bases 80 to 739 code for a protein of 219 amino acids. Gene Ontology annotation, cellular component: membrane. Gene Ontology annotation, biological process: vesicle-mediated transport. The transcript has 4 exons. The record is from RefSeq and is a predicted model, not a curated record.